This is a messenger RNA of Penicillium longicatenatum, 906 nucleotides long. RefSeq names its product 60S ribosomal protein uL18. The coding region runs from base 1 to 906 and encodes 301 amino acids. Gene Ontology annotation, cellular component: cytosolic large ribosomal subunit; ribosome. Gene Ontology annotation, molecular function: 5S rRNA binding; structural constituent of ribosome. Lineage: Eukaryota; Fungi; Ascomycota; Eurotiomycetes; Eurotiales; Aspergillaceae. The transcript has 3 exons. Gene Ontology annotation, biological process: ribosomal large subunit assembly; translation. The record is from RefSeq and is a predicted model, not a curated record.
AUGCCUUUCACCAAGACUGUCAAGAGCAAUGCGUACUUCUCUCGCUACCAGACCAAGUACCGUCGUCGCCGUGAGGGUAAGACCGACUACUAUGCUCGCAAGCGCCUGAUCACCCAGGCCAAGAACAAGUACAACGCCCCCAAGUACCGCAUGGUCGUUCGCUUCACCAACCGUGACAUCGUUACUCAGAUCGUCUACUCUGAGAUCUCCGGUGACAAGGUCCUGUGCGCUGCCUACGCUCACGAGCUCAAGCGCUACGGUAUCAACCAGGGUCUGACCAACUACGCCGCUGCCUACGCCACUGGUCUGCUCCUUGCCCGCCGUGCUCUCACCAAGCUCGGCCUUGCUGAGCAGUUCAAGGGUGUUGAGGAGGCCACUGGUGAGCACUCUCUCGUCGAGGCCGUUGAGACCGAGGACGGUGAGCGCCGCCCCUUCAAGGCCUUCCUCGAUGUUGGUCUUGUCCGCACCUCCACCGGUAACCGUGUCUUCGCUGCCAUGAAGGGUGCCUCCGACGGUGGUGUCUUCAUCCCCCACUCCGACCGCCGUUUCCCCGGUUACGACAUCGAGACUGAGGAGCUCGAUGCUGACCUCCUCCGCAACUACAUCAUGGGUGGUCACGUCUCUGAGUACAUGGAGACCCUCGCCGAUGAGGAUGAGGAGCGCUACAAGUCUCAGUUCGCCAAAUACAUCGAGGAGGAGGUCGAUGCCGGUGACCUUGAGGAGAUUUACACCGAGGCUCACUCCGCCAUCCGUGAGGACCCCUUCAAGAAGGAUGAGGAUGAGGGUUCCAAGAAGACCAAGGAGGAGUGGAAGGCCGAGUCUAAGAAGCACAAGGUCCAGCGCCUCACCCGCGAGCAGAAGAAGGCCCGCGUCCAGGAGAAGAUCCGCGAGCUUGCCUCCAACUAA